CGACACUAUAUAAGCUAGGUUUUGCUCUUAGCCCUGACAUUGCCCUGUGCAUUCACUAUCAGUAAGGAUGAAAAUAAUCAGUCUUGCUUUAUUUAUCUGUGUGGUCUGUGGUAAAGGCGACGCGGGCGCAAAGGAUGGGCGGCAACAGCGAUUGCUAUUUUACGACGAGGAUGGUAACUUGGUGAAAACAUUCCCCAGUCCCUACCCAAACAACCCGUUCUUACAGAACUUGAGGCUCAACACUGGACACUGGCCUUACUACGGGAGUUUCUUGAAUCCAUUCUUCGGUUUUAUUAAAGACUUCGGCAACAUAUUCUCCUUGACCAUCCCAGUAUCAAACGAAGUAAUAAAACAAAUGCAGAAAGACCCAUCAUACCACAACAAGCUAAUGCUCACUCACACUCCAGACCCGAUUAUUGAGCCGAACCCUCUCUGUGAGGGCAAGAGGGCACAGAUUCCCUCACCGAAACUUUGUAAUAACUACCUUAACUGUUGGGAUGGAUGGGCAGUGGAGCAGGAGUGCCCACAGGGACUGCUGUUCUCUAAUCAAGGGUACUGUGACUAUUCUGAUAAUGUGAACUGCGAGAGUAGGAAAUUACGAGAACAGCCUCCAACCCAACCACAAUGCAAGAAGGACUUCGAAGCGUUCCGAAGUGCUCUCAACUGUAACGAGUUCUUCAUUUGUGUUGGACGACAGCCGGUGAAGUUUAAGUGUCCUGCUGACCUUUCAUACAACCAGCAACUUGGCGUCUGCGACUAUCCAACAAGAGUGGACUGUACAUCAACUGCCAUCAACGCCGAAGUCUUUGCUCCUCAAUCAACAUCAAUCGCACCAGCUGCACCAACUGCUGCACCGUUUGCACCUCCUGCACCUGCAGCAUCCACUGCCGCUCCACCUGCAUCUAUUGCUCCACCUAGUGCACCUACUACAGCAUUUAACCCACCAUCACCACCCAUUGUAGCUGCCGCACCCCCAUCAAUUAUCAAACCUGAUGGAAUCGAUACUAUAUUCUCUCAGAACUCCAUAGUCAACACCCAAAGUUGGACUUCCACCAACAUAGCCAUGUCUCGCCAGGACGCCAUUCGCCAACUGCAGCUCGGCAAUAUCGUCAAAGCCGAUAUUUAAUUACUCAUUAAUUGUAAUUAUUACAACUAUAGGCUUUGCUACCUCUACUGCCAUAUCUAGUUUUACAUUAGUCUUGCUUGACAAGAGACAAAACAAGUCAUGUUCUUGUACCACUUUAACUAAAAUAUUGCAACACUAACAGGCCAUGUUCAAAUACAUAUCAAUAAGUAGAAUUGAGAAAUUAAUUGGUCAUAAAUCUAGUUUGGCUACAAGGUGUCUGCCUAGAUUAAUAUUAAUAUCUUAUUUAAGACUUGCUCUAACAGCAAAUUGCAUUUUAAUUUAUUGAAAUGAUUACUUAAUAAACUAUCUAAUCAUUUG
Molecule: messenger RNA, 1444 nt
Organism: Spodoptera frugiperda (fall armyworm)
Lineage: Eukaryota; Metazoa; Arthropoda; Insecta; Lepidoptera; Noctuidae
Exons: 6
Coding region: 68-1126 (352 amino acids)
Cellular component (GO): extracellular region
Molecular function (GO): chitin binding
Source: RefSeq, a predicted model, not a curated record